Molecule: messenger RNA, 978 nt
Organism: Cryptosporidium muris RN66
Lineage: Eukaryota; Apicomplexa; Conoidasida; Eucoccidiorida; Cryptosporidiidae
Exons: 2
Coding region: 1-978 (325 amino acids)
Source: RefSeq, a predicted model, not a curated record
AUGACUGGUAGAAAUUUGGUGAUAUUCUAUAUAAUAACUUUAUAUCUAAAUUUAAUUUCAAAGAUACUAUGUAAACCAAUUAAAUAUUCAAUAUGUGGUAAAUGGGAAACAAAGGAAAGGCGUGGAGGUUUAAGUAAUAAAGAUGAUAUAAAUAUAUCUGGAUGCCAAUGGAUUGGAUGUCAUAGAAUACAUAUUAGAGAGAGUAGAAAGUACGCAAUUACCCCAAGAAAUAUUGUCGAAUUUACUAGAUAUGAAUAUAACUCAACUACAGGAUGUGAACCUGAAAAUUUUAGACGGCUAAUUAUGGCCAAUGGAAUAUGGGAAGUUAAAGAUGAGUCAAAAAGUAAAAUUAAAAUAAUAUGGAAGAAAAUUAUAAUCCGUACAAAGCCUAAUAAUAUAAAUAUUUUAGAUGAUAUCAAGAAAACAAAUUGGAAAUAUAAAUCGAUUGAUCCAGAAUAUUUUUUGAAUUUAAAUUUACUGAAUACAUGUAUAAAAUAUGCAGGAUUAGCAAAUAAUUACUUUUUUGAAUCAUAUAAUUCAUCAACAAUUACAGUUAAUGGUCAAACAAUAAAAGUUAGUAAUGAACCAAUGAUUAUAGAUAAUAUUGAGCAAUCUAAAGCUGAAGAAGCUUUAUUACGUAAUUUGACUGGAUAUAGUGGAAAUAUAAUAACAGAUAAGUUACCUCAAGAAGAUACACUUGAAGACAAGUGGGCAUUUUUCUUUAGAUAUGCAGAACCAUGGACUAAAAAUGUUUGUAAGUGGGAAGAAAUUAGAGAGUUUUGCUCAAAUUUUCCAGUUGAAGAUAAUAAUAAAUGUAUAACUUAUGAAUUAGAACACAUUAUAAAUAAUACUUCUUCAUCAUUAAAACUACCUUUAUAUCCAUUUAAACCAGAAAUGGCAAAUACAGAUAUGAUUGAAUUUUAUCGGUUUAGAAAAUGUAAAGAAAAAGAAAAUGAUAUUAUUUAUCAAGAUAAGUAA